Molecule: messenger RNA, 608 nt
Organism: Paramecium pentaurelia
Lineage: Eukaryota; Ciliophora; Oligohymenophorea; Peniculida; Parameciidae
Source: the annotation of a GenBank genome assembly
UAUGAAAUAAGAUAAAAAAAAGUAAACUCUUCUUCAAAAUCCCAAAAAUUAAAGUAAAGGUCCAAAACAAUAAGUCACUUAGAAACUUCCAGAUGAUAUGGUAACUUAUAUUUUAUGAUAUAAAAAUAAUAAUAGGAAUCAGAAAUUAGAGACUGUUUCAAUUUUUAUGAUCCAUCAAGAACAGGAUUCAUCAAUCGUUAAAAUAUGAGAUCAAUAUUGGGCAAUUUUGGUUUCAUUAAUAAAACAGUAAAAGACAUAGAAGAAGAAAUAAGAGAUGUUGUAGAAGAGUAUUAUAUCCUUUUAUUCUUAGAACUCGUGAUAGUUUUUCAUUAAAAGAUGUUAUUUAAUUAAUAUCUAGAAAGUGGUUUGAAAAUAAAGGAAGAGAUGAUGAAAUAGAUGAAAUUUAUGAAUUGUUUGUAAGAAAGUAAAAAUGAAAAUUAAAUUAAAGGGAUCGUAAAGUAGGAUUAUCAGAAAUAAAGAAUGUAUUUGCUUAAUAUUUGGAUAUUCAAAUAAGUGAUGCAGACAUUCUUGAAUUCAUUUAGGAUGCAAGUAAAGAUAAGGAUGGUUUGACAAAAGAAGAUAUUGCAGCUAAAAUGGGUUACAUCUGA